AGAAGACUCGAGAAAACACCGGCACGGCCGCGCACGGGUAUAAAACCCCCGCGACACCCGACGGACACCCGCAAGAACAGCCGUUCAGUCUCACUUAUUCUGUAAACGCGUGACCGCGAACAAUGAACAACUCCAACAGUGUUUCAGACAGUAAGGCCGACAAGCCUCUUACAUUCCGCUCGGCGAAGGAGAUGUUUGAGAAAAUGGAGGAAUCGUUCAAAAUAUGUGCGCAGUGUGAGAGACUCCCAUCACAGGUCAAAGGCUCGCUGAAGAGAUGCACACGCUGUCUGAAUGUGUAUUACUGCAGUAAAGAGUGUCAGAAGAAAAACUGGCCUCAGCAUAAACUCUACUGCGACAAACUACACAUGGCGGCGGUGGACAGACACGUCGAGUGGCUUGUUUAUAAAGGAGAUCUUCCUUUCCCUACGGAGGCGUGGUCUCGUCCCGCUAACAAAGUCAGCGGUUGGAAAGAUUGGCUGUCCAUGCAGGGAGAUCUGACACCCCGACUGGAGCCCAUCCUGUCUGGACAAAACAUGACAGACCUCUGGACCAAUGCCUGCAGGCAACGGCCGGAGGAGACGGAGCUUCGUGAAUCAGUGUGGCGGGUUUGCAGUGAGUUUCUCUCCCGGCCUCUUACGAUCGGAAUGGGAGUGAGAAUGUUUAACCUGGAUCCGUAUUCACGGCCGCUUACUAUUCACGUGGUGGGAGCCGCUCAGAGCGAGACCCUGGGAGCCAGAAUCACAGACAUGGAUGAGCUCGGCCGCAUGUUUCCGGGGCACCAGGGGCUGGAGGUGGUGAUGGUGGGGCCCGAGGUGGUUCAGGGGCCCAUCAUGAGGCCCCCGCUGAGGGCGUUCGGACCUCGGGGAAAAGUUUACAUCAGCGCUUACAAGGGCCUCUACCAUCAGUUCUGGGAGGAAGUUGUGGAGAAAGGAGAAGCAGCCAAACCAAAUCUAGUGGUUGGAUUUCAUCCAGGGUUUGAGGGACAGGAAGUGAAUCAGGAUUGGUUGCCGACGCUCCUGCUGCUUCGAGAUUACAAUAUCCCAACGUUAUUCACCAUGAUCAAUAAUGAAGAGCUGCAGAGUACUCUUCACAUGUUUAUGGAGUUGGAGAUGGACGUUAAGGACACCGGCUCAAACCCCUUCAGCUCUCUGAAACCUGAACAACUGCCAAAAAGCCCCAACAAAGCACCCAUUUACGCCAACGCUCACUAUGUUUCUUUCCAUGGACUGCUGGAGCUGAAAGAGGAGGAAGAACAGAACUAAAGAUGAUGCUAGCGACUGGACAGACUUCAGUAGUUCAUUUGUUGAAUGAGUGUUUAAAAGUAGAAAUGUUUAUAGGUAGAUUCAUUAAGAAAAUGAAUGUGAUGUGAAAAUAUGGGAUCAAUGAAUUUAAUUUAUU
Molecule: messenger RNA, 1398 nt
Organism: Labeo rohita (rohu)
Lineage: Eukaryota; Metazoa; Chordata; Actinopteri; Cypriniformes; Cyprinidae
Gene: mss51
Product: MSS51 mitochondrial translational activator
Exons: 6
Coding region: 123-1262 (379 amino acids)
Source: RefSeq, a predicted model, not a curated record